Verruconis gallopava is the source of this 1738-nucleotide messenger RNA. RefSeq lists its product as uncharacterized. Lineage: Eukaryota; Fungi; Ascomycota; Dothideomycetes; Venturiales; Sympoventuriaceae. The record is from RefSeq and is a predicted model, not a curated record. Bases 619 to 1131 code for a protein of 170 amino acids. The transcript is spliced from 2 exons.
AGUCCCUUUUGCUUCUUCACACCCCCUCCGCAUCUCUCCCCAUCCUUCCCAUCUGUUUCUCGAUCGAAACAAAGGAAAAGUCUUCAAUUUUUGGCAGUACGAUGUGGGCGUGAAACGCCAGAUCGUGCUCCGCUUUUCUUUCCUUCCUUUGUGAAUCAUUUUGUCGCUCCUUUCCGCUUGGUUCGCUUGCCGUGUAACGCGCCCAUUCGUUUCUCUCCGCUGCAACAUCAUCGGCAAUAACAGUCGGAGAAGAAAAUUGCAAACGACAGACAAAACACUCCUUUCCUGGUCCGCUCAGAGGCUACAUUUGUCUUGGUGCGGUCUUGUCGCGCUCUUUCUACCUGGACGCAUUUCAUUUCGCGUGCGUACCAGUCUUCUGAAGGUGAUCCUGCAAGAUAGAAAAGUCUGCGGCUGUUAUUCACACUCGUUGACGUACGAACAAUCACGUCGCCGUAUUCUCAGUCCUUACCAACCUCUUCGGCUUAGGCACCGGAGACAACAGUCCUUUGAAACAAAAUACAACUACAUUCGCUGCCCGGUAGGGCGUGCCAUUCGUUUAUUCAUUCAAAGCCUCUGUGCUCGCUGCUAUAUUCAAUAACGCAAAUCAAGAUACUCAAAAUGCCCGUGAUCUACAGAGUGGUUCGUCGGGACAGCUCGCAGGCCGGCGCGCUCACUCCCACGAUGACCAACUUGGUCAUCGCAUUCGUCGUUCUCUUCGCUGCCAUCGCGCUUCUGGUUGGAACGCUCUUCGUGCUGCGACAGAUUCGCCGUAGUACGGAUGAGCAGGAGCGCCAAAUGUCCGAAGUCCUCCCCUGCUACUCUGAGAAACCGUCACUGCGCAGCUCGCGCCUCACGAUCAACACCUCGAAUCUUGAAAAGGAUAGUCUGCGCUCCGGUCAAUCGAGUCCAGAUGUGCCAGAGAUCCGCAUCACAUUUCCAGAAGAGAUUGAUGAGAGCGGAAAGCGGAAAAGUGGGCGCGUCGUCAUCGUCAAGGUUGGCGACCACAGCAUCGGCCUUGAGCCUGUCACUGAGCAACUGCCCCCGUACCAGCAAACGGAGAGCGCGGACGGCCGCUUCCAUUCGCUCGACCUGGACAGGAUGGGAGGCCUGAAGGAGAAGGAGUAUAUGUGAAUCACACGAGUAUGACCACUUGGGUCAUGGAGCAAAGCAACGGAAAAAAAAAAGGGCCCGGAACGGCGCGGCCAGUCGAGAAUGCUUUGUGCACCGACACUCUAGCGUAACGACAUGGAGAGCUGUGCGCGCUCAUGAACUCGCGCUCUGCUGUUUUCUCUUUUUUCACGAACAUCUAUUGUUUUAUUCAGGAGAAUGGGCGAGCUUGGCUAGGGUCAUCGUUACAGAGGCAGCGCUGCUGCUUCUGCCCCUCGACAGCCACGCUCGACGAUAUGAUUGUAUUCCACCCGUGCGAACGUCGGCGUUGCAAUUGGUCAAAUUUCUGAGCAUGAGCUUUGCCUUAGCAAAUCGAAAGCCUCACAGAGGCCAGUCUGACGCUUCCAGGCUGGGUUUACGACGGAGCAAAUAUCUUCUUCACGUAUUCUUAGCUUGUAAUGUAUUAUAGAUAGUGUUUGACGACUAGCUGGCAUUGUGGAUGGCUCUUUUCGUGCUGUCUCCUUGUGCGCAUCUGGUUUGUUCAUAAUGAAGAGACCCCAGUCUACACCUCGCUCUCUCUCAUACAGGCAUAGAUAUGUUUAUACAUAUACGGUCGCAAGCGCAAGCACAC